CGCCCCGGAUACCCGCAAAAUUCCUGUCAUCAUGAAUCAUCCAUCCUCUCCAUACCCAUCACAAACAUUCGAGCCUCAUCAUCAGGCUAGCAACUGUUACAGCGCUUCAUCUUCCAGCUUUCACUUCUCCGCUCAUUGCCAACAUCAACUAUGUGUCCAUUCGCUGAUAUUCUUCUUUUCAUUACCCUAGUCUUUGCUCUACCGACUUCACUUGCUCUACACUCCUCUCGUCUCCACCCCGGAAACCUUCCACCUACAAAUGACGCCCCAUUAUCUCACCUAUUCACCGGCCCACCAACACAUCCUCGCCAGAUUUUACUACGUCGUGUCACUACAUCGCUUCUUGCAGAUAAAUCCCGCGAACCCAUCGAAAAACGGCACUUUGAUCCGGGUCACUACUUAUCCAUAAUCGGUACAGUGUUUGCAGCCUGGUUCAUCGUUACGUCUCUCGUGGGUGCGCCCAUCAUUCUAUACCUCUAUUUACGUGGCGUGAGAAGACGAGGGUCAUGCGACAACAAGCUGAGAAUAGAGAGAGUGCUCCGCUAAACAACAAGCCACUCCACGAGACCCAGGUCAACCACCCAAGUCAAGCUACCGCCGCGCUUCCCAAGUCCAUUAAGCGGUCCGGAGAGGAGAGUGCAGUCCAUCCAACACC
Molecule: messenger RNA, 655 nt
Organism: Periconia digitata
Lineage: Eukaryota; Fungi; Ascomycota; Dothideomycetes; Pleosporales; Periconiaceae
Source: the annotation of a GenBank genome assembly